GCGAAAGCUGGUUCGCACGUGUGUAGCAAUCUAUAACAACAACAAUAAUUUGAUUUUCAAAGCUUUUAAAGUAAAACUUGCCGUCGUUUUAAUAAAAUCAUGUCUUCCAAGAGAAAAGCAGAGAAAGAUGACGUUAGCAGUAGCGAGGAUUCCGAUGCUGAGGAAAGAAAGAAAAUUGCGAAGAAAGAAGCAAAGAAGAAAUCAAAAGAGAAGUCUGGGAAGAGCUCCGAGGGGAAUUACACAUUUGAGAUUGGGAAGAAAAGAAAUUUGACUGUCCGAGAGUUCAAGGGAAAGGUCUUGAUUGAUAUUAGGGAGUAUUAUGAGGAUGAUUCUGGAAAUAUGAAACCUGGAAAAAAAGGCAUUUCCCUGUCAGUGGAACAAUGGGGAGCAUUGAAGGAACACAUCAGUCAAGUUGAUGAGGCAAUUGAGGAUCUGAAAUGAAUGCUACGGACAUGGUGAACCUAUGUAUAUUAAAUCUAAAAGUGUAGAUUUUUUUCUGAGAACUAUUAUUGAUAUUAUUCUUCAAUGUACA
This is a messenger RNA of Dendronephthya gigantea, 532 nucleotides long. Its product is annotated as activated RNA polymerase II transcriptional coactivator p15-like. Gene Ontology annotation, molecular function: DNA binding; transcription coactivator activity. Gene Ontology annotation, biological process: positive regulation of transcription initiation by RNA polymerase II. The record is from RefSeq and is a predicted model, not a curated record. The transcript is spliced from 4 exons. NCBI's taxonomy places the organism in Eukaryota, Metazoa, Cnidaria, Anthozoa, Malacalcyonacea, Nephtheidae. Bases 100 to 441 code for a protein of 113 amino acids.